Molecule: messenger RNA, 3119 nt
Organism: Frankliniella occidentalis (western flower thrips)
Lineage: Eukaryota; Metazoa; Arthropoda; Insecta; Thysanoptera; Thripidae
Exons: 7
Coding region: 1-2928 (975 amino acids)
Source: RefSeq, a predicted model, not a curated record
AUGUCGGAGGCUUCUACGGGUUAUAGCAGUUUAAAUACGGUGUUCCAGUACAGACGAGAGGCGCAUAUUGAUAGGGGGUACCGCGAUGGUCGGGGUAUUUCACCCGAUGGUCGGAGUAUUUCACCAGCCCAUACGAUUGUUGAUCCUCCAAGUAGCCCUGGUGUUCCUUUUGAUGUCGAGAAGGCAAAUGAGUCUUUACGUAUCGAGGAUGAUGAUUCAAACUUUGAAUUCUUGCACAACAACGAUAAGCCUCAGUGUGGUGUGGAACUGUCUGAUACCACGAAUAUAGGUACACCAAAUGUACAAGCAGAUACAACCUUUGAGGUGGAUGAUAUGAAUUUAAGUUUAGCUAGUGAACCUGAAAUAGUGUCAAACUUAAUGCAAGCAGAAAAUGUUUUACGUGACACAGUGCCAGUAGGCCCAACGGCUAGCUUUCAUGAUGGAAUAGAUUGUGACAUCGUAUCUAGUAGUGACGAAGAAAACUGGGAUUCUGAUGCUGGUUUGAUUAUUGAUUCUGAAGAUGAUGAUCUGUUGGAAUAUACCGAGGAUUCUGGCUCUGCAUUUAAUAAUUCUGAUGAACCUUUGUAUAAAGGUGCUCCCAUUACAUUAAGUCAGAGCCUAUUGUCUGUUUUAGCCUUUAGUAUGAGGCAUAAUCUCAAUGGAAAAUCAAUUGUUGAUCUACUGAAAUUGAUUGCACUUCACCUACGGCCAGAAGAAAACCACAUGAAGGAUUCACUUUACUUUUUUAAGAAGCAUUUUUCUCAUCUGAAGGCACCAGUAAUUUUGCACCACUUUUGUUCUGUUUGUUACUCAAAACUUAAAGAUGAAAUAAGUGAAUGCCCAAACAUUAAAACUCACAAGGUAAAGAAAACUCAAGUUAGUUAUUUCUUGCAAAUAUCUUUAGAACAUCAGUUGAAGACAAUUUUCAAGAGAAAAGAUUUUUGCCAGAACAUUUUGUCAAGACUGAGCAGGAAGAAAAGUGGAGAGAACAACAUUGAAGAUGUGUACGAUGGGCAACUUUAUAAGGAGCUUGAGGCUGAUGGAUUUUUCAGUGGAAGUAAGAAGCAUAAUUUGACACUAACUUGGAAUUCAGAUGGUGUUCCCGUUUUUAAGUCUUCAAAAACUUCAAUGUGGCCCAUGUUUUUUGUUAUCAAUGAGCUUCCUUAUAAAAUGAGGUUCAAGAAAUCCAAUGUUUUGAUUGGUGGUAUUUGGUAUGGCAGUAAGCCAAUAGCCAAUAUGAUGCUAGAGCCAUUGAUUGAUAGCCUUUCAUCUUUAGGCAACGGUAUUGAAGUUAAACCUUAUGAAUCUCCGGAGAAACUUACUGUUCAAUGUAUAUUGCUGGCUGGCACUGCUGACUUACCAGCCAAAGCUGAUUUUAUGGGGCUUAAAUAUCCAAGUGGUUCCAAUUCAUGUGCAGUUUGCAAAAUAGAUGGGAAGGGUGUCAAAGCUAACCAGGCUUCUACAGAAGCUGCUCAAGAUUUGCCCUCUGAUAGUGGCAGUGAAGAGCAGGAGGAAGAAACUCAAGCUCUUAGACAGAAACCUAAAACAAAAAAAUCAACUCUUGUUGUGAAGAAGAAAAGAGAGGGUUCAGUCUGGGUGUUUCCAUACUCAGCAAACCUGGAUUUGAGGCGCCAUGAGGAAACUGAGUUACAUGCCGAGCAAGCUUUCAAUGAGAGACAAAAAACAGGAAACCUUAAAGCUCAUGUACUUGGUGUGAAGCGACCCACAGCAUUGUCUAAGAUAAUGCCUGAUAUGAUUCGUGGCAUGGGCAUUGAUGAUUUACAUCACUCAUAUCACGGAGUAGGUCAUAAACUCAUGGAAUUGUGGUUUUUGCCAAAGUUCAAGAGGAUGCCAUGGUCCCUCAGAAAAAAAAUAGAUCUAGUUGAUGAAAGACUCAAAAAUAUUCAGCUUCCAAAUUUUGUGCAGUGUGGUGUGCGCACUGUUAGUGAUCUUACCUUGUGGAAAGGAAAACAUAUGAAAACAUUUCUAUUAUAUCUAGCUCUCCCUGUAUUAGAAGGAGUUUUGCCAGAAGUAUAUUUUGAUCACUUUGCUAUUUUAGUGCAUUGUUUGUAUAUUCUUAAUUCAUCUUCUAUAGCACCAGAAGAUUUAUUGCAUUGUUCUCAGCAACUAAACACUUUUGUUAGGAAAUUUCAAGAUUAUUAUGGAGAACGUCAUAUGACAAUUAAUGUCCAUAAUACUCUACACCUUGCAUUUGUUGUAAACAACCUUGGGCCAAUGAGAUGCUAUUCUUGCUUUCCAUUUGAAUCCCUAAAUGGUGAGAUGUUACGAAUGAUUCAUGGUACCAAAUAUGUACAAUUGCAACUGGCCAAUUGUGCCUAUUUGCUGUUGUCUCUUCCAUAUGAGAUAGAAUGUAUCAAGUCUAACAAAAUCCGUGAAUUUUCAAGAAAUCUUCAUCACCAAAAAUAUCACAAUGUUAAGUGCUUGGAACAAGUAAAUGACCACAUUUUUGCAGCUGGAAAUUAUGUUAACUAUAAAAAUGUUGAAGUUGGAACUGUAAAUGCUUUGCUCAAGGCAAGUAUUACAGUUUCUUCUUGUGUAUUUUUUACUAAACUGAAAAAAGAGUCAACACUUUUUGUUGCACAGUCAUAUUGCAGAGCAACCAAAACUGCAUCUUACUUAGUAUCAUACAAUGCCAUCAAUGGGAAGUGUUAUGGUAUCAUAAAGCAUUUUAUCAAGGCCUGCCACAACGGCAGAACCCUUUUUCUUGCUGCAAUAAGCCCUUUAGUUGUGCAAAGAUUCAGUGACUCCGCCAACUUAAAAUCAAUUCGACACAUAUUACGUUACUCCAUCAAAUAUGAAGUAGAGUUGAUCGACAUAAAUUGUUUGCUGCACAUUUGUUUCUCUGUCUCUCUUAAAAAUGGAGAUUUAUUUCUGUGUGAGCGUAUGAAUUGGUUGGAGAUAGAAUAAUAGAUGGGAUGUUUACUUAUAAUUCUGUUUAUUUGUUCAAGUUUUUCAUACAAAAUUUUGUUUCAAAUUUCUUAUUUUUGUUGCCGUUUUACAUUUUAGAGGUCUAGUUCCUGUAUAUUUAUUAGACAAAUUUUAAAAAGAAUUAAAAUUAUUCAUUGCCUUGCUCUGAUGCAACUUUUUACCAAAUAAAA